AUUGCGUCGAUGUCGGAGGCAUACGAAAGAGUGAAAGGGGGCAGGCUGACCUUCAAAGGAGGAACCCUAGCUUCAAGAAGCAAAUCCAUUGAUAAAAAGAAGAAGAAAAAGCACAAGACUCGAUUGGAUGCAGAUGCUGAUAUCACAGAAGAAAUUCUCACCGGAGACGCCGCUACUGCUGCCGUGGAAGAGGGUGGUGGUUCAACGGCUGCGGAAGGUGGAGCAGCAGGAGGAGAUGACGGUAUAUACACGAUUGAUGCGGCGAAGCGAAUGAAGUAUGAUGAGUUGUUUCCCGUGGAAGCUAAGAAGUUCCAAUAUGAUCCGAAAGCGAAGGUGAAGUCGGUUGAGGAUGCUCUUGACGAUAGAGUGAAGAAGAAGGCUGAUCGUUAUUGCAAAUAAGUUUUCAAUUGAAGAAGCCCUUUGGCGUCUCGUAUACCAUGCUUAAUAUGCUUUUGGCAUACCCAAAUUUCACGGAUGAGCCUUGGAGCAACUAGUAAGCUUGCUUUGUUGUGAUCUUAAGGCCACAGGUUCCAGUCUGAGAAAUGAUCUUUUUGAAAAAAUGCAAGGAAAAAACCACAGAAAAAAGUUUCCUUCUCAGCUCACAAUAUUGAGGAGCCUAGGUACAUGGGGUUGCCGUUUAUAUAAUUAGAUUAACAUAAUGACUGUUAGGAUGGGGUUUAGGAUGGAUUCCAUGGAUAAGAACUUCUUUCUAGCUUUAACAUAAUGACUGUUAGGAACUUAGGAUCGCGAUAACCGCUACUUCAAUUCACAGUCCUGACUGCAUUUUCAUAUUUUGACCAAUGUAACAGCAUAGCCCGUGUCACAUGCGUUACACACAAACAACAUCCAGUCUGUAAUUUUCACAUUAGUUUGAGGUAGGGUGGCAGCUGGAGCAAGGGCAGAACAUUUCUUCACUCUUUGAGAUAUGGUUGUCCUAUACUAACCGCAAUAAAUUAAUUUUGGGCACCCAAAUUAAUUGAGAUCUUUGCUUAGAUUCUCAAGCUAAAAUUAACUCUUUGCCUAUUUGUAAUUAUUACAAAAGAUUGAUUGCAAUGACUUUAAUCCACCAGAUUUCCCUAUGUUGUCAUUUUGUAAGGGUAUUUCAGUUAUUUCACUAAUUUUUGUAAUGCAUUUCUUAAACCAUAUUCCCGGUUAGAUAUUGCAGUUCUUUGGGACAGAGGUGGGUAUGCUCAUAAUUUUAAAUACUUUUUCAUUUGUUUGUUAUUGUGGUGCUAUGGUAUACUGCCCUUAUUUCUAUCGACAUGGAUGGUUGAUAGUAUAGUCAUGUGAUGAUAUUAAUUCUAUAUAGAUGACAUUUUUGUAACUAAGUUAUGGUAAUAUCUUAUUGAUUUAUUGUGGUUCUGCUAGAACUUUCUUGCUUUCUACAUCCCUGUUAUAAUCCCAAUCUGUUGCAUAGGUAAAUCUGCUUCCUUGUUUUAGCGACUUUCAACCAUUUUUCUCUUUUUUUCUCUCUGUAUGCUCUUUAGAUAUUCAUCCUCACUUACACCCAUCGAGUUAGUAGUCAAAUAACAGAGUGGAGAUUGAUUUAUCUUGUAGAACCACCUGUAUCAUGCCAAAGAUUGAAACAUCACAUGACCUUUCCUUCACUGUUAGAAAUAUAAGUCAUUGACUAUGAUCAUCAUCCUCUCACUCAGACACUACAUAUUCAUUCGAUAUCACAACCUUACUAGAACUCUGAGGGCAUAAUCUCUGGGGUUUAUUCCUGUAUCUGAAUUGAAACACCAAGCCAAUGUGAAAGGGAAGUUUAGGAAUCUCAUUCUUGUGUUACUGUUGGCAUCAAGUGAUUUGCUUGAAAUU
Messenger RNA from Cynara cardunculus var. scolymus (artichoke), 1818 nucleotides. RefSeq lists its product as uncharacterized. The transcript is spliced from 2 exons. Gene Ontology annotation, cellular component: nucleolus. The record is from RefSeq and is a predicted model, not a curated record. The coding region runs from base 10 to 399 and encodes 129 amino acids. Lineage: Eukaryota; Viridiplantae; Streptophyta; Magnoliopsida; Asterales; Asteraceae.